Molecule: messenger RNA, 1185 nt
Organism: Camellia sinensis
Lineage: Eukaryota; Viridiplantae; Streptophyta; Magnoliopsida; Ericales; Theaceae
Source: RefSeq, a predicted model, not a curated record
AUGGAGAAAACUUGGUUCCUCUAUUUAACAGCAGCAGCAGUAGUAGUGUCCUUGGCACAUUACUGUUUCUUACCUUGUUUGGCUAUGAAUGUUCCCAACUCCACCACUGAUCAAUUUGCUCUUUUAGCCUUCAAAGCCCAUAUCACUUUCGACAAUCCUCACCAUAUAUUGGCUGAUAACUGGUCCUCAGCCACCUCAGUCUGCGAUUGGAUUGGUGUCUCUUGCGGCAAGCGCCACCGCAGAGUGACAGCCUUGAAUCUCCCUGACAUGGGUAUUGGAGGCACCAUUCCAGCCCACAUAGGAAACCUCUCAUUUCUAUCGUACUUCAACAUUAUCAACAACACUUUCCAUGGUCAUCUUCCAGGUGAGAUGGCUCGAUUGCAUCGCCUAAAAGUUGUCGACUUCAGAAUCAACAAUUUCGGUGGAGGUGUUCCGGCAUGGUUUGGAAACUUACCCAAACUUCAAUACUUACUUCUCUCAAACAACAGUUUCACGGGUUCGGUUCCAGCUUCCAUUGGCAACAUAUCAACAUUAGAGUCUCUCGAUUUAACGUACAAUUUUCUGGAGGGAAGAGUUCCUGAAGAAAUCGGUUAUCUUCCUAAACUGAAGAGGUUAGAGAUGGAAUUUAAUCAAUUUUCGGGGUCUAUACCGCCAACCAUCUUCAACAUCUCAUCACUUGAAAUGAUUGAUUUCACACAUAAUAUGUUGUCUGGUAGUCUUCCGGAUGAUUUGUGUGUUUUUCUUCCGAAACUUAAAAUUCUUGCUCUUUCUGUGAAUGAGUUUGAUGGCCAAAUUCCAUCUACUUUGGGUGAAUGCAGACAGCUUCAAAUCAUAUCAUUGUCUUCCAAUAAAUUCAGUGGUUUCAUUCCAAAGGCAAUUGGAAAUUUAACUUUCCUUCAGAUUUUAUAUCUCGGUCUUAACAACUUUAAAGCUCUCCGACAGAGACACCCACAGACUGCCAUUGAAGACCUCGAAAUGAUCAUCCAAAACCUCUCUCCAGAUGGGGUUUCGAUGCUCCUCAAUUGCCUCUACGAAUCCACCGACCCAAAACCCGCCGUAAAGAAGGAGUCUCUCCGCCUCCUCACCGUCCUCUGCGCUUCCCAUGGCGAUUCCACGGCGACCCAUUUGACGAAAAUCAUUGCCCAAAUUGUGAAAAGGCUCAAAGACUCUGAUUGGGGGGGUUAG